AUGUCGGAACGAUCCUCUUCCCCCGAAGAGAUGACUACGAGUACGACGGACCCUUCAGUAACCCAAACCACUUCAUUACCGCUUCCAGUCGAUCAGUUCCCUUCCUCCGAAAGCAGGUCGAUUGCGACGACGACAACGACAUCGACAUCGUCCAGCGGCCCUGAUCAGUCGGCGCCUGGCACCCCGACACAUCAGGGUACGAAACUAGACCGAGGGCUAUCGCCUCCUACACAUUUCGCGAAGCUCAGAGGAAUCACAUCCCUACAAGAAGCCGAACCAUCAACUGUCAGUUUACGCUCUCUGCGCAGUAUUCCCAGCAUUGUCGUCAAUGACGGAUCGCGCCCCAGCUCUCGCCCAGGUUCAAGGCCCGGCUCCCGACCAGGCUCGCGGUGGUCGGAACGGAAAUGGGGCACCCUGAGAAGUAGGAGGUCGGCAGAACUUCAAAGAGACGAAUCGCCGCCGCCUGUUCCGAGGAUAGAGCCCCUGUUCAGUGGCAUCUCGCUAGAUAUUCCGAAUGGAUCGCUCGACGGGCUUGGUGCGUCGAACAUGAGGUUCUCCAAGCGUGGAAGUCUUAUUCAGGAGGAGGAAAAAAUGCAGUUAGAGCGCAAGCUUAAGGAACAAGAAGCGAACUCGGCAGGAAAGGAGACCGAAGCGCACGGAACGGAGGAUAUGGACAUAGAAGCGAAGGAGAAGUGCCAGAAGCCCGCACAAAUCACCUCACCCGUGGAUUGCUCAGGAACUGCUCGUGUCCGUCCACGGCCCCCGUCAUUACUUCGUGUACGACGAAGUAGUAUUCCCAGCAGAGCCAUCUCUGCGGACGAGGACAUGUUAUCUCGGAGAGUCAGAUUGAUGUACGCAAAAGGAGACGAGAACGUGACCGAUUCAGAAGUGGCCAGAUCAUUCGCCAUGGAGAACGGUACCCUAUGGGAGGAAGCGACCCCUACUAAAUCGGAGACUUUUGAAACCAGCGUUUCUGAUGCUGAUAAACCGGCUAUAUCAUCCACUGACACUGGCGGCAACUCUUCUGGCCCUAAAAGAGAGGCCAACGAGCUGGCUGGGGGCAUCGAAUACUGGCAGAAUAUCAAGGCAGGAGAUGUGGAUAGAUAUGGCUUCAUUCGCGCGUCAAACUCCGCCGAAGGUGCAGAGUUCAGCCCCAUCCAGCGAGUUUCCACCAGUUUGCUGCUUGCGUCGGAAACACCACGGCGAAGGCGCACUAUGCGACCACCUUCGGCCUUAGCAAGCAACCGCUCGUUUACGGGACGGUCUCCUUCGCGGCAGAACUCAGAGGCAUCUAUGCGUCCGGCUUCCUCACAAAGCACGUUUAGUUCCCCUUUGCGCCGGUCAACCUCGCGGUUCCGACAAGCGACAAAUCACCUUCCUCAUAAUCGCAGUCGCCGUUUCAAAGAUGAGGCUGGGGAUAUGCUCACCCUUCCCUCUGAAUCUGCUACGUUUGACGACAAGUUGGACAGUGCCGCUGCGCGUGCGGCAAGAAAGAAAGAGUGGGAACGAGAGGACAAAUGGACCAAAAUGGCGAAGCCGACAAGAAAAGGCAAACAUGGAGGCGGAAUGACAUUUGACUUUGAUGCCAAAAGUUCGAAACUGAUUGAACGCACAUGGAAAGGGAUACCUGACCGGUGGCGAUCGUCAGCAUGGUACUCUUUCCUAGAAACCAGCGCCAAGAAGCACAGCGAUAGCCCGACGGAAGAAGUGCUUAUUGCAGUCUACCAAGAGUAUCAGGAGAUAUCAUCCCCCGACGACGUACAGAUUGAUAUCGAUGUCCCGAGGACGAUCUCUAGCCAUAUCAUGUUUAGGCGACGGUACCGCGGUGGUCAACGUUUGCUUUUCCGCGUGUUGCACGCGAUGUCCCUCUACUUUCCGGAUACGGGAUACGUUCAGGGUAUGGCAGCACUUGCGGCCACACUUCUUGCGUACUACGAUGAAGAGCAUGCAUUCAUCAUGCUUGUUCGGCUGUGGCAGUUGCGAGGAUUGGAGAAACUCUAUCGCUCUGGUUUUGCGGGCCUCAUGGAGGCCCUCGGUGACUUUGAACGAGAGUGGUUGGAAGGAGGAGAAGUCGCCGCGAAACUGAACGAAGUCGGGAUCCCGCCUACAGCAUACGGCACCCGAUGGUAUCUGACACUGUUCAAUUAUUCGAUCCCUUUUCCAGCCCAGCUCCGAGUCUGGGAUGUCUUCAUGCUCCUUGGCGAUGCUGAGGAUCAUCCAACGACGAGCAGAACGGAGACCAGCGGCUUUGGCAAAGGCCUUGAUGUUCUGCACGCGACCUCGGCGGCCCUUAUUGACGGGAUGCGAGAAAUCAUCCUCGAUUCAGAUUUCGAGAAUUCAAUGAAGGUUCUAACUAGCUGGAUUCCGAUCAAAGACGUCGAGCUAUUCAUGCGUGUUGCCAAAGCCGAGUGGAAAGUCCACCAUCGAAAGAAGUCGCUUUGA
This is a messenger RNA of Aspergillus mulundensis, 2442 nucleotides long. RefSeq names its product putative TBC domain protein. The transcript has 2 exons. The record is from RefSeq and is a predicted model, not a curated record. NCBI's taxonomy places the organism in Eukaryota, Fungi, Ascomycota, Eurotiomycetes, Eurotiales, Aspergillaceae. The coding region runs from base 1 to 2442 and encodes 813 amino acids.